This is a messenger RNA of Stegodyphus dumicola, 10840 nucleotides long. RefSeq names its product transmembrane protein 72. Lineage: Eukaryota; Metazoa; Arthropoda; Arachnida; Araneae; Eresidae. The record is from RefSeq and is a predicted model, not a curated record.
GUAUGGGAAACGUGAGGAAUGUGAGUGCACAUUUCUGAAUCUAAAUGGAAAUUUGAAAGGAUGUUAUAAAAAUUUCUUGUCAUGGAUCGAAAACAAAGCAGUCUUUGUUUUAAAGCUUUAGAAUUAAUUGAAGUGACGACUCGAUUAUGGGGCAUUCUUAGCAUGAUUGUUAUGUGGGGUGUUGGCACAGAUAUGACAAUACAUAAACAUGGUUUAGGUGUAUAUACUUUAUUUAUUGCUGUAGUUUUAACAAUUCUUGAAACAUCAUUUGCUGUUAAUAUUUACUUGGAUUUUAUCAUCAAGGAUGAUAAAAAUUUAUGCUUUCAGUGCUGGCAGCAUAUUCAGUGGUUUGAUUUAUGGAAGAAGACAAUUUUAUAUUUUUUCUUGUCUAUUUUUUGCUUUAUAAAGCCUUAUGAAAUGUGGCUAGCUACAGUUGGAGGAAGCAUGUUAAUUGUAUUAGCCUUAUUAUAUCUCAUCUUUACUUAUAAAGUGCAUCUAACAGAACAGGAAGCUUUACUGUAUGAUAAAGAAUGUUCGUAUGAUAGAUUUGAAGAUCUUCAAGAUGAAAUCGAUGACAGCCUUCCUGAACCUAACUGUAAUAACGUUGGUGAUCAGGACACAAUACUUCGUGUGUGAUUAAUUUUUGCCUUCAGAAGUAUAAAAGUAAAUAAUGCAAUAAGCAUUUUAUGCUUUUCCAUGUGUGGUGAAAUAAUGAAAUGCUAUCUGUGCUUGCCUUUUGAUGCCUUCCAUUUUUGAAAGCCCAUUCUAUUGGACUUUUUUUUUUUUUUAAUUUGUGCAAAGCAUGGACUAUAUGUCAGUCUGAAACUUCAUCGAAAAAUCUCAAUUUUAUGUAAAUGAGACAUUUUCCUUCUUGCUGUAUAAUAUUGAAUUCUUUUUUUAGUCUUACUCAAAAUGCUUUAUUUUCUGUAUUUUUUCCCAGAUAUUUCGAGUUACUUUUUAUUUUUUAAAUGUAUGAGUGUGCAUUUAAAAUGCAUUUUUUAUUUGCUAUAUUAAUUUUUAAUGGUUAUAUCCAAUUAAUGUUGUUGUGAUUAAACAGUCAUUGAAAUUACAGAAAUUUGCUCAAAUGAGAGUUUGAGUUUAAGAUUUUAUUUUGUGUAUUUCAUUUCAUUCUGUGAUUUAGUUAAGAAGUAAUAAUUGAAUGAAAAAAUAAGAAAAACUGAUAACAUUGCUCUUGAUAACACUAAAAGAUCAGUCUCGUUUAUUAACAACUAUCAAGCAAAAUUCCGCUGUCAAACAAUUUAACUUUCUAUCAUAUUAUGAGAUAUAAGUAUAGAUAACACAUUGAAAAUGAUCAUCAAUUAACAGAAACGCAUUUUCAAAGUGUUAAUUUUUUUUUUUUUUUCAAAUGCAUAAAAUUUUAUCUCAGUAGAAUUAUUUUUCAGUGUCUAGGUUUGGUAUUUUUAUCAAAUUCUUUUGUUGGAAAUAUUCACCAUUUUUUGCCUUUUUUAAUAAUUAGACCUACUUUGCAAUAUUAUACCUUAUGUUAAUAUUAAUAUUCCCCUUAAUACAGAUCCUCUUAAUUUUAUCUGUUAAAGUAAAAUCUGAAUUACUUCAAAAUUCCCUAGAAAUGUAAUUAACUGUGGAAAUUAAGAGCUUCCUAAUUGAAUUGACAGGGUGUGCCUUUGUUUUAAAAUGUUGUUUAUAUUUGUGUCACUGAUAGUUGUGAUUUUUGUAAAUAUUAGUUUUAACUGCCAUUUCUGUAGCAAUUAGAACUUAUUAAUAUUGCUCUGUUCUAAAAUUUAAAAGGAAUAGUAUAGAGCAGCAGUUUUGGAUGUAGUUGUUUUGAUACUCAGCGCUUGGUGUGCAUCCAUAAAUGCAGAUUUUCAUCUCACCAGUUAAUGAAACUUUAUUCAUUAUAAUUCUUGGAAAUGCAGCUAGGGGCAUGAAGGAUUAAAAAUAAUUUCUGUGAUUAUUAUUAUAAGUUUUGUUUUAGAGCACUGUUAGAAGAAUUCCUAUUUGUUUGCCAAAAAUAUUUUUAUUGGUGUUUUGAAAUAGUUAAUGUUUUUACUUCAUUGUGGUAUAGAAGGAAAGUAUAGGAUAUCCCUGUCCCCCGAGAAAUUUGCUCAAAAAAUAGGAAAAAACGUAGCAUAAAUUUGCUUUUUCAAAUACAGAAGGAUUACAGAUUUUUAGUCUUCCUACUUCUUUUCUUCCUUUCUAUUCUGUUUGACGUGUUAUCUUCUUUUUUAUUCUCUUAUUAACUUGGGAAAUACGAUGAUUUGCAAGGGAUACUGUACUACGUAUUUGUAGUAGUCUGCAAAAAUAAAAACUUUGUUGCAGCUUGCUUGUGUGCUUGUCAAUAAGAGAAGUGCACUAAAGAUGAGAUUUGCAAUUGGUUUUAGAAUAUCAACAUUUAAUUAGCGAGCUGACAUAGUAAAUUAUCCCAAUAGUCUACAUACAGUCUUAGGUGAAUGACUACAGCUAUGGAAAAAAAAUCGUACACCAAUUUUAUGUACUAAAUUUUAUUUCUGGUAAAUGUAAAAGUGAAGUGUAAUUUUAAAUUAUAUUGUAUUUAAAAAUGUUUAAUAUAUGUAAAUAUAUGUUUAAUAUAAUUUAGGGAUUUUUCUUUAAGAAUAAUCUAGUAUUGUAGCUUAUGAAGCUCUUUUAUGAUAGUAUUUUGAAACUACCAUAAAUUUAAUAUUAUAAAAUUGUAUCAAAAAGUUCUCUGACAAUCUAAAUACUUUUUCUGAUGUAACAAAAUGUCAAAGUAAUAAAAUGUAGUAAAUAUGAACAUACUUAUCCAGAGUAUUCCCCCCCCCUUAUUUUGAGAAGCAAAAUGCUUCAAAAAAAGAAGCGCACAUAUUUUCUGUAAUUAUUUUUACAUGUCUUGGUCACAUGCAGCUUGUGGCAUUUUAGUCCUAGCAAUAUUUGAAACUAUAGGUGAUAAAAUAUCACAUAGAUGUUUUCUAUUCAAUUGCUCAGUUUAUUAGUUUUAAAAUGUUUUUAAGUUGAUGUAGAAUCUCAUUUUUGGUAUUUAAAUGUUGUCUUUUUAUACCUUUGUGACGUCCUAGUGUAAUCAAUUUUAAGAAUUUUCGAAGAACUUGUAUUUUGUUGUUAAUGUGAAUGUUUUAGUUUUCCCACUGUGUGUAUUAUUUAGUUUAAUAACUUUUUUUUUUUCAAUUUUAAACAUAUCAAUGUGAUAUGUUAUUGCAUAGGAAUGCAGCUUAAUUUUGUUAAUAAUUUUAUGUAAAAUUUGUUUAACAAUUCUGUUUAAAUUCUCACUCUUGGGCUAUUUGAUAUUAUUAUUGUUAUUUAUUGUAAACAGCACAAGCUGUGUAUUAUGAAUGUAAAAAAGCAGCUGAUAACUAAAAAAUUUAGUGACACCUGGCAGUCCUUGUAUAUAUAUAUAUAAAUUUUGCUUACAUUUUAUGUACUAAAUCUUAGUCUAUUAAUAUUAACCAGACUUUUGUAGUCUCAUGUUAAGUUCUUUAAGUGGAAUAAAGAGGAAAAAUUAUAUUAAUUUAGAACGAAUUAUUUACAGUAUUAUUUUUAUGAUAUUUAACAUCUUUUUAUGCAGAAUAUGAAUUCUGUGUAUGCUAUUUAUAAUGCAAAUUUUUUUUUUGUUGUUUCAAAGGUAAUGUGAUCUGUAGUAUUUUGCAUUUUUUAUAAUUUUUAUUGAAUUAAAUUUACCUAAAAAAAACUACCUAGUAUAAAGUUUUUAUUUUUUAAACAUAAAAUUAUGCUGUGACCAAAGAAGUUUGAGUAUAUUAUUUAAUUAAAUGCAACUUCCAUUUGUAAUUUAAUUCUUGAUGAAAUAUACAUGUUAAUUUGCUUUGACCUAAAAAUUACAUUUCAUAUAUCUUGUUUAGGGACUGUAGGUUUGAAAAUAAGAAAUUUUUUUAAGUCUUUUGGUUUCUAAAUUUUUGAAAAUGAAACUUAUUUUCACAGUUGAUGUGUGUGUUAGAGAUUUAAAAUAUAUUUAAAUGAAAAGUUAAAUGUAUUUAAAUGUGUUUUCAAUUUAAAAAAUGUUUGGAUUUGAGUUUGCUGUUUUCAAAAAAUUCAUUUUCAUACAUUUUAAAAAUGAUCUUUUCUUCCGAAAUUGAAUCAUAUUGAUUGCUUAUGAAUUUUUUUAAGGAUUUCAGUUAAUAAGUUUGUCUUUAAGAAAUUCGAUGGCAAAUUUAAAUGCUGAAAUCCAUUUUAUGAUUCAAAAUAUGUAUAAAAUUACAUGCAUGUGUACAGAUGAGAAUGAUUUCAAUCAUAUUCUCUAUUGAAUAAUUCAAAAGUGCUAUAUUAAAUGGUAAUCGUACAUAAGUUUAAUAUUUCAACGUACAUAUUUGUUAUUUUUAGCUUCAUAAUUGCUUCACCACAUUGUGUAGUUGUUAAUGAGGAAUCAUAAAUGUAUUCGACUUAUUAUACUAAAUUAUAAAUGUAGUUGUUAAUGAGGAAUUAUAAAUUUAUUAUAAAUGUAUUUGACUAAUACUUCUAUAAAAUUCAGAAACUAUAUCUACUGAUGUUAUUUCUAAUGAUUAUUUCUUUUAUGUAUUUAUUUAUUUAUUUUUUUUUUUAAAUUUACUUUACUCUAAUUUCUUCAGAUUCCUUUAUAUAUGUGAUAUGUUGUUAUUUGUAAAAAUUUGUUGAAUGGUGUAUAUUCUAUUUUAAAGGUUAAAAUUUAUUCAUAUGUAAAAAUUAAAUGUAUAAAUUACAACUUAAGUUUCAACUUUUAUUUUUGCAUUAUUUCCCCUUAUUUUCAUACAGUAACUAAUAUAAGUAUCAGGGAUUUAUUUUGUGAUUUUUGCAGAUCUUUAUGCUAUAUUUUUGUGAUGGAGUUGAAAUAUGAAGAAUAAUUUCAUUCUGGCCAGAUUCAGUAGAUUAGUUUUGAAGUCAGAAUGCAAAUUUCUUCUUUUCUUUUUCUUGGAUAGAGCUUUUUUGUUUAAUAAAUUGAUAAUAAAUUAUUGCUGAAUUGCAGAUUAGUAUACAUUUAUCUUCCAUUUAUUUACAAAUUUAUUAAUGUCAUCAUCAAAAAAUUGUAAACAAAUUCAAAAAUACUUUUAUGUAGUCUUAAGAUUUAGUCACCAGUUGUGUGAAAGAAACAGAAUGUUUCAAAACUAGCAUAGCUUUUUAAAGCUUCAUUUUAGAUAUCUGCAUAAACAAAUGAAAUUCCAUUCUUCUGUUAAUUUAAGAAAAGGAAGUUUAAUGUAAGAAUCUUACUGAAUUUGAAUGAAAAAAUAUUUAUAUGUGCGGGUUUCUUUACACUGUCAUAUUUAAAAAACAUGGAAUUAUUUUCUCUUUCUACCAUUAUUGUGUUAUAAAAUCAUCUCAUAUCAUCCAUAAAAUAGGCAUGUUGUGCAAAGAUCAUGUUGUAUAAUGAUGUAAAUAAUUUUACUUCAAAUUUUCAUGUUUUCGUAUAUAGAAGUAGUUCUUUAGGGUUAAUAGAAGUUCUGUGCUUUCAAAUGCAACAUAAAAUAUCUUUGGGAGUUUAAAAAAGUUUUAGAUUGCAUUUAUUGUAAAUUCCAUAGAGAAUUUCUGAUGAUUUUUAAAUGAUGUGGAGCAAAAUAGGAGUAUUUUUUCCAUUAUUCUUGGCCAUAGUUUUAGUUCCAGGAAACUGAAAUUUCAAUCACUGAAAUAUAUUUUUCAAGCAUAUUUGAUAUUACCAUAUCCAGAAAAUAAUUCGUACUUUACUGGCUGUUUCUGUGUGUAUUUCCAAGUUAAACAAUAAAUUAAAAAUAUUACUUAUAUGAUUUUUUGAAAAGUUUAAAUAUUACUUAUAUAAUAAAUAUUAUAUAAUUUUUUGAGUGUUCAGAUGGUUUCUGGAUUUUUUAAUAAUUUCAUUACUGUAUUUUAAACUUUUGGGUAGGAUCCUUUGGCUUUGAAGCUUUGCUUUCCCUAUAUGCAUGAACAUAAAAUUAUUGGAGACAGCAUUCUUCAUUGCUUACAGCAUAACUUGUUGAAAUGACAGAAACAUAUUAUCCAGCAUUUUCGGGGAAAAUAUUGUCAAAGGCUAUGUUUACUGUUUCUGUGGCAUCUCUUCUGCUUCACCUUGGCAGUGAUUUUCAGAAGCAUGUUUCUAAAUUCUUGAUAUGAUCAUUCUAUUGCACUUAAAUUGUUUUGCACCUUUCUGUAACUUUUCAUUGUAAUUUCAUCGUAAUUGCACCUUUCUGUAACUUUUCAUUUUCUUUUGAUGCGUCUAAAACUGGACAAUCGCAACUCGAUCUUUAGCUUAAUUUUUUUUUCUUCAUCUUACAGUGAGUUGAUAUACAACUGAAAUAAAAUAAUUGAUUUUUAUCAGCAGAUAAAAUUAGGAAAAUAGGUAUAAUUCGUAAUAAUUAUGUUAACCUAAAAAUUAAAAGAUGUCUCAAAACAAAUGACUGAUGUUGUGAAACAUUGAUUGUGAUUAAAGACUUUGAAGUUUUGCACUACAGUGUAAUUUACAGCUGCAUUCGCUAAUAAUUCCCAUUUAAAUAUUCACUUGCUACUAUUAUUUAUGGGGCAGAGGAAGUAUUAUUCUACACAUUCUGGGAAGCAUACAAAAAUGAAAUAAUUUUUGGUAAAGAAACACUUAUUAUAUUAGGUAUUGUUAGGAAAUUGGAAUUACAAAUUAAUUGGGAGAUAAUUUAUAUCAGUUUGUAAAGAUUUUGUAUAAUAUUUGAGUGACAAUAUUUUGUUUCAAAAUCAUGUUCAUAAACUUUUAUAAAAUAUUAUUUUGCAUUACUAAAGCAUAGAUGUUUUUAUAAGUGGCUUUGUUUUAUUCCUUUUUGUAAACAAUUUUAAUUACCUUCUUAGUAUAAUUAAAUCCAAUUAUCCAUGAAAUUUUCAUAUUUCUUGAUAUUUAUUUAGAUAUAGUCAUAAAAAAACUUUAUGAAUGUAUUUCUGUUCUGAUCAAAGUAAUUCAAGUCUUGGUUGCCUAGCUUUUUAUUUCUGCAUCCAAACUUUGCAAAGAUUGGGCGAAAAUUUUUAUAGAGUUUUAAAUAUGAAGUAUGAUAAGAAUUACUGUAUUCUGCUUGCAGUAGUAUUAAUUUAUUUUAGGCUCUUUUAUUUUGAUAAUUUAAAAAAAAGAAAAAGAAAGCUGAAUAAACUUUAAAUGUUUUGGAGCUUAUUUAUUAAAAAUAAGGUAUUUCAAUUCCUUUCAAUUUGUUGACUUGUAUAUUGUUUUCUGUGUAUGUAAACUGUGAUAUGAAAACACAUUUGUUGUCUUUCUUCUUAUGUCUGCUAUAUAAUAAUGUUGUUUUUCUUUUUUUAUGUCUGAUAUAUAAUAAUGUUGUUAAUGUUGUCUUUCUUCUUAUGUCUGCUAUAUAAUAAUGUUGUUAAUUUUAUAAGGUAAGAUAGGGAGUUCUUUUGCAAUCUUUUCUUGAUGGUGUAAAAGCUUUUGCAUAAAUUAGUAUCGUUCUGAAAAUCCAAAUAAAACUGCCAUGAAGAGAAAAUUAUAGCUAUAUGAAAUUGCACUGCUAGAAAUUAAGAUUUUGACUAGAACAAAACUUGGGAAUUUUUGGUGUGAAGUAAAAAUUUUAGUGUAGAUAAUUUGGAUUAAAUAUGGAAAAUCUUAUAAUAACGUGUUAGCCAAAGUUGAACUCUUUUUAUCCAUACUAAAGUGGCAAAAGUAUUUCAAAUUAUUUUUGAGGGAAAGGAAAAAUGAUGGGAACUAUUUUGAGCAGCGAAAGAUAGAAAUUAAUACAUACAAUGUUAAGCAAAAGAAUUUAAAAUAAAAUAUAUCUUCUUUCAAUCUUUUUUUCUUAAAAGAUUUUGAGUAACUUUGUCAUAUUUCAUAUUUAAAGAGUAGUGUACUAACUGCCAUCACUUUGUUCAAUGAAAUGUAUAAUAAUUUGAUGUAAAACAGUUGUUAAUCUGUUAUUGUAUCUACAAAACUGUAGUAUAGUAUAUUCUGUUUAAAUCGUAUUGCAUUUAAAUUAAAUUUAUUAUAGAAAUGUUCAUUAAAUAUGCUGUUAUUUUGUUGAUUCAAAGCUUCAAAUUUUUAUUUGAAGGUUUAAGUUUCAUGUUUGUCAUACAAAGGAAGUCUUUUGUAAAUAUUUCUAAUUUGAUAUUCUUCCCUGAUAAAGUAAAUAAAGAGCUUCGUAGUUAACGGUGUUUUGUAAUGUACAGGGUUAUGUAGUAGUUUUUGGCAGUAAUAUAAUUAUUUGUGAUUGUUAAUAAACCAAAAAAUGAUAACUUUGCUUUUCAAGGUGAUAUAAUUUAUUGAAUAUGAAUAGCAAAAAUAUAUAUAUAUUUUUUUAUUUUGCAUUAUAGUUCACUGCUGUGUUUAGUAAAUUUUGAACUUUAAUACACAGUUUGAUAAUUGCUAAGGAACAAAGAUGUUUUUCAGAAUAAUUAAUAUUGGCCAUUAAUUAAAGAAAUGAAACUUAGUAAAGCUCCUUUUUUUUUUUAAAAUACAAAAUAUUACAAAUUUCAUCCAUUGAAAAAUGAGAUAAAAGAAAUACUUGGAGUAAUUUCAGAUAGUUUUGGAAAGCACUCCAUCCCACCAGAAUGAUGACAAAUAUGUAAGGCACUAAUGCAUAUUUUGCAUGAAACUGUGGCAAAGAAUAUGGGAAUACUAUAAAGAGAAUAUGAACUCCUGCAUGGUUUGAGGAGGGUGAUUUCUUUGUGCUCUGUGGUAUUUAAGUGUGGUGAAUAAUGCAGGAUGUUCCAUGCAUAUAGUAUCUUGCUUUUUCAGAAUUCUUCAGUUCUCCUGUCUGGUAUAUAUUGUUAUUCAUGAGCAGAAGAUCUGACCAGCAUUUCACAGAAAAGGCAAACAUUUGCUUAGGAGAAUUUUGGUGCAAUAUCCCGGGGUUUUAACAGAACAUACAUCAGAUGAACUGGAGCUAUUCCAAUGUGCACAAUGUCUGCAUGCACAGAAACUUUUAUGACUGAAACAAUCAGCUUCAUGAAUAAUUAAUUAUAGUAACGAAUUCUUUUUUUUUUUUUUUUUUUCUUCACACUAGCUGGUUCAGUUUCAGUGUUGAUGGUGAAUUGGGAGCCACCUGAAAACAUCCCCCUUGACCACUGUGUUUGAGCCUAGUGAAUAUGUUCAUUACUGUUAUCAGUAUGCAUAUAACAUGUUUCUCUUUACACAUGCUAACAUGACUUAAUUGAGAAACAGUUGUGGUAGAUAUGCACAUACCAGUAGCAGUUGUAAGGUCAGCAACCAUCUGGCUAAGAGUAAGAUUUUUCUUUUCUCCAGAAAGUGAUCAUAUCUGUCUUCCUGAGAUGUGGCACACCUUCCAUGGCCACCAGGAUGUUCUUGCAGAGCAGUUCCACUUUCAACAGCAUUUUUAAACCUUAUCAUAAUACUUUUUUUUAUCAUACCUGUUGCCAUGGCAAGUUGAGUGACACUUUGCCAUCUCUGAAGCUGACUAGCUGCUUAUGUGAUAUUAUAAACACUCAGAUGUCAUCUUAAUAAUCAUUCUGCAAUCGAUAUUUGCUAUGAAAAAUGAAAAAAAUCUACAACACCCUCUUCAAAAACUUAGAAUGUAGUUGUCCUGUCAAUCUUCACUACUUGAAAUUUGGAUAAGUGUUCAUGUGCACUGCCUUUUAUGCAGAUAAGAGGUUUUGCCAUAUAUACUUACAUUUCAACUACUGUAUGGUGAUCGAGAAUAUGUUUUGCAUAAAUGAUUUGUUCCUUAGUAUUUGUCAAGCAGUGUAAAAGUUAUGUUUUAUGUACCUUAUUACACUUUUUUCAUGAAAGGUUAGUGUAAUUCUUCUUAUUAUUUAAUUACUGUGGGUGCAUUUUAUAAAUGUACUAAUGUUAUAUAGAUAAUGAUUUUAAAUUCAGAGAUAAGAAGAUUGAAUUUUAAAUCAUCUUUGAAAGGUUCAUCUCUCCCUAGGAGCGUAAUAAAAGUAUUUCUGUUUUAAAAAUAUAAAAAUCCAGUGUGAGUAAUAUGAAGAAGAUUUUUAUUUAUUUGUAUAUUUUUCCUAUUUCAAAAUAGGUGUAUUUUAAAAAUUCAAAAUGAAAUGCUUUUUUUUUUUUUUUUUUUUUUUUUUUUUUUUUUUGUUGUUUGUAAUGUGGAUAUAGUACUAAAAAAACAUUUUCUGUUCUAAACAAAGUUGCUUAAACACAGCAAAACAUGUAUUUCUAUUAUUAUGCAAGAAACCAUCUGUGUGUUUCUUAUUAUAACAUGCCUUGAGUCUUUUAAUGUAUACAUAUGUGUAUGUGAUAUAAAAAUUGCAAUCUAGUAUCACUAAUUUUUAAUUAUUAAUUUCGGAUCUCAAAUAUUUAUAGUAAAUAAUACUGAAGCAGUUAUGAGAUAAUUUUAUAAAAUUUUGAGCAAUUAAUAGUUAAAGUACAUGCAGUUAUAUAAUUAUUCAACAAUUUUCACACUGCACCAAGAUUGAGAUUGUACUUAACAUAAUUAAUAUAAGUGACUUUUAUAUUUUUUGCCUUUUUUUACAUAUAUGAGUGACUUUUCACAGUUAGAGUCAGUUUUCAAGAUAUUUUGCCCUCCUUCAUAAUUUAAAAUGUACCAAUCAUUAAUUUAAUAACUUAGUUUAUUAUUUCUAUUUUUAUCUAUUUAUAUUAUCCUGAUGCCUUUUUGUUAUGAAGGGAAUAAAUGUCUGUAGAAAAAUACCUCUUUAUAAAAAACAUGUGUGAUCUGAAUUAUGUUAAAAAUAGUCUAUAAUAGAGUUUAUUUGUAAUAAUUUAUUUAAUUUUUUUUCAUAUUUUGUAUUAUGAUCUGAAAUUUGGUGUUCUUAACAGCUUAUUGAAAGUUAUGUGUCACAGCUGCGUAUAAUUUUACCUGGUGUCAUAUUGUUAAUUUAUAAACCUAACAGUUAUUAUUACGUGUGAAGAUGCUUUGCAUAUUGCCAAAAAUUUGUUAGAAAAACAGUAUUACACACUUGCCGAAUAUUGCUUAAUAAAUAAAAACAUUUUUGAAAUAAAUAGAAUGUUUCUACUCUU